Chaetomium fimeti is the source of this 1789-nucleotide messenger RNA. RefSeq names its product cytochrome P450. Gene Ontology annotation, molecular function: iron ion binding; oxidoreductase activity, acting on paired donors, with incorporation or reduction of molecular oxygen; heme binding. Lineage: Eukaryota; Fungi; Ascomycota; Sordariomycetes; Sordariales; Chaetomiaceae. The record is from RefSeq and is a predicted model, not a curated record. Bases 67 to 1593 code for a protein of 508 amino acids. The transcript is spliced from 4 exons.
CGCACAGCUCUGACUCUCGGAUCCCCUUUGGUUCAUUGACUGAAAAGAGAGCACCGAGCAGUAAAAAUGGGCACUCUGAGCUUUUUCGACCUCACAUGGACAUGGUCGCCAUGGCUUCUCUGGGUGGCCGCGUCCGCGACUGUGGCCUCUGCGAUCGGACGCUCGGUCUACCUGCUGUAUUUCCACCCGGCUGCAAAGUUUCCCGGCCCGAAGCUUGCCGCCAUAUCUUAUAUCCCCUAUUGCUACCAUUGGAUUCGAGGGCGAUAUCCCUGGUUUCAGGAGCAGGUGCUCCGAGAGUACGGCCACGUCGUCCGCGUGGGACCCAACGAGCUUGUCUUCUUCACGCCGCAGGCGGCCACCGACAUCUACGGCGCCUCGGUAAAGCACCAGGAGGUGUUUCUCAAGACGGACCUGAUGGACUUUGGCGCCGGCGACCUGGGCUUCAUCUGGGAGUCGGACCCGGCCAAGCGCAAGGCCGUCGCCAAGAAGAUCCUGCCGGCCUUCAGCAGCAAAGCCACCAAGGAGAAGGAGCCUUUGGUCCACGCAUACCUGGAUCUCUUCGUCCGGCGAAUGAAGGAGGUCGGCGGCCGCCCCGAAGGCCUGCCGAUGAACGACUGGCUGCUGUGGCUCGCCAUCGACAUGGCGGCCGACCUAGCAUAUGGGCGCGAGCUGACUCAUCUGAAAGACGGCAAGACGUCUGACUUUGUCGAGACAAUCCGCGGCACGAGCUUUGUUGGGACAUUGGUCCAGCUGUCCAAAAGGGUUACCAUUAUCGGGUUGCUGGCACCCGUCUUCGUCCCGCUCCGAGUGAUGCGGUCCAUCCCUGCCGUGUUCAAGGCCAACAAGGCCGAGGUGCAGGCACGCAUCGACAAGCGAGGCAAGACGAAGCACCCGGACUUCAUGGACUACAUGAUUUCUCCCGAGGACCCGCCACCGGCCAGCAAGAAGGAGCUCACCCACAUUGAGCAGGUGGCCUUCCAGAUGUUUAUUGCUGGCUUCGACCCGGUGCAGAUCACAUUUUACGCCGUCCUCUUCUUCCUGUUGAAAAGUCCAAAGGCCAGGGCGAUCCUGACCGAGGAAAUUCGCAGCGCGUUCGAAAGCUACGAGGACAUCACCCCGGAAGCACUAGCCCGCCUCAAGUAUCUCAAUGCUUUCAUUCACGAGACGCUCCGCGUGCACUUGACCACUCCGACCGGCAUGCCACGCCUCAGCCCGGGUGCUGUGGUUGAUGGGGUCUAUGUACCAAAAGGGAUCGUUGUGCAACUCAGCUCCUUCACGGCCAUGAGACACGAGCGCUACUUUGCCGACCCCCUCGAGUUCCGACCGGAGCGCUGGCUGCCAGCCGACCAUGCGCUCUACGACACGCGUUAUGCAAACGACAACCUCAAGGCCUUCUUCCCCUUCAGCCUGGGUCCGCGCCAGUGCACGGGGCGCGAGAUUGCGUGGUCGCAGACCCGCCUGUUCCUGGCCAAGGUGCUGUGGACGUUUGAGCUCGAGGGCGUCAGGGGCCACGACAAGUCGUUUGAUGACGACUUUUCCGUCCACGUCAUGUGGAACCGACCCGAGCUGUAUGUGCGCUUCGUCCCCCGCUAGGUGCCGCAGUGCUGCUCGGCAGGAUCCAGUCAGGAUUCUCCCAACGGCUAGACCGCGCCGCAGUUUAAGGGCGGGGGAUCUCCGAGUGUGUCGUGUGGUCGGGCUAUACUGAGGGACUGUGGCCGUGGACAUGUAUAUACUACUAAGUUAGGUACUGCUGAGAAAGACGGUUAUACGUAAGAUUGCUUUCAUUAUU